AUGGCAAAUAAUAAUGAUGAAAAAGAAUCAAGCCAAGAUGAAAAGGAAUUUAUAGAUCAAGAUGAUAAUGAUAUAAAUAAUAAUGGUAAUGGUAAUAAUAAUAGUAAUAAUAAUUACAACAGUGGUAAAGGGUCAAAAAAAUUAGUUAUUGAAACCGGAUCAAGCAUAGAUCAUUUAGAUGAUGGUUUUUCAUGGAGAAAAUAUGGUCAAAAGGCGGUCAAAGGCAGUAUUUUUCCAAAAAGCUAUUUCAAAUGUGCCGAACCAUCUUGCCCAGUUAAAAAACAGGUUAUUCAACAAGAUUUGAAAUUUAUAAACACAUAUAGUGGUAAACAUAAUCACGAUCCACCUGAAUUAGAUGGCUCUGAAAGAAAGAAAAAAUCAAAUAAUAAUAAUAAUAAUAAUAUUUUAUCAUCCCCAAAAAAACAAAAUAAUUUUAAUGGUCAACAACCACAACAACAACAACAACAACAAUCGCCCAACCACCAAAAUAUAUCAAUACCUCCACAACCUCAAUCACAACAAAAAUAUCAAUCACAUAUAAAUUUAAAAGAGCAAUUAAAAGAACAAUUAAAAGAGCAAUUAAAAGAAGCGGGAAAAUUACAUUCUGAAAUCGAAAAUAAUUUAAAUGAUGAUCAUAAUUGA
This is a messenger RNA of Dictyostelium purpureum, 642 nucleotides long. RefSeq lists its product as uncharacterized. Bases 1 to 642 code for a protein of 213 amino acids. The transcript has a single exon. NCBI's taxonomy places the organism in Eukaryota, Evosea, Eumycetozoa, Dictyosteliales, Dictyosteliaceae. Gene Ontology annotation, biological process: regulation of DNA-templated transcription. Gene Ontology annotation, molecular function: sequence-specific DNA binding; DNA-binding transcription factor activity. The record is from RefSeq and is a predicted model, not a curated record.